Messenger RNA from Protopolystoma xenopodis, 879 nucleotides. The record is from the annotation of a GenBank genome assembly. Lineage: Eukaryota; Metazoa; Platyhelminthes; Monogenea; Polystomatidea; Polystomatidae.
AUGAUGAACCCACUGAUGUACCGUCACCAGCCGGGUCCCCACUUUCCCGUGCUGCCCUACGUUCAUGGGAUGAUGCCGCCAAGGAGUAGGUUCUUUCCUCACUCUGACCAAAUGAUAGGAGAGAUCAACGAUGAAGAGGAUUUGGCUAGUGUCUCGCUUCAAAUUCAGAAGAAAAGAUUCUACGUCGAUGUAGGGGUGGACGGGAGAAAAUCAAGAAUCCUCUUGACGAUGCCUGCCGCCGCAGAUCUAAGGGAUAAGCUAAAGGACCUCAUAGAUGUCCUCAAUGAGACAGAGAAAAAGCAGGAGUCUGAAGAAGGAGUAGGCGAAAAUGUUGCUGGAAAUGGAGAAAAAAGCACAGAAAAUGCAAUGGUUGACGGACUAAUUAAAUCCCACAUAGUAAACUAUCCGAAUCGUCGUUACUAUCUGGACCUGAAGAAAAACAGACGUGGAAUUUUCCUUCGCCUUGCAAUGCUAUCGGCGUACGUUCGUAUUCAAUUAGCAGUUCCAGCUCAAGGAAUGCCACAACUGCUUUCUAUAAUAUCUGAUCUCUUGGGGAAAUGGUGGGAUGGUUCUGCCCAUGACGAUCUCAAAGCCUCCAAGUCUCUUCGAGUAGACAAUAAAAUGUUCUACUUCGAUUCCCUCACCCACCCACAUCGAGUUGGCGUCUUUCUACGCAUAUCCGAAGUGAAGUCAGAUUCUCGGACCGCUAUAACUAUCCCCGCCCGCUCCCUUACGCGCUUUCGCGAUGUGAUUAAUGAGCUAGCCGAAAACUUGGCUAAUGUCAAGGAAGACACUGACGAAAAGCCCGAGAGCAAAACUCUGCCAGGCGCAAUUGAGAAUGGUGACACUCGAACUCAUUCAGAGGAUGAUGACCAAUAA